AUGGCCGCGAUGAGGACUUUAACCGCGGCGGGUCUCGUCCUAGCCUUGUGCGCCCUCGGCCUGAUCGCGGUGGCCAUCGGCACAGACAACUGGUACGAGACGGACGCCAGGCGGCACCGAGAGCGCUGCAAGAACUACUCGAACAAGAGGACCGACCCGGGCUACAUUUACACUUCUAACAACAACCUCCCGCUGCGCAUGCUGCCCAAGGGGGCCGCGGGUUCGGAUUCGGAGGCGAGGCUGGCCGGGCUGCGGUCUCGGCGGCACCUGGCGCCACAAGCAUCUGCCAUGGAGUCGCUAUGUAAUCGGCAUUUCAACUCCACCGUCACCGGACUGUGGAGGAGGUGUCAUCGGAUAGGAUUUGAUUUGGAGACCGAGGAUUUAAUCUUUAAAGGAUUGGUUGCACGUUGCACCCCAAUAAAAUACUACUACUCUUCAUCGGCACUACCCAGGAAUGUGCCCAUCAACCUGACCAAGACGAUCCGGCAGGAUGAGUGGCACGCACUACAUCUCCAGAGGAUGACGGUGAGUUUUAUUGGUAUGGCCAUCUCCAUCAUCCUGUUUGGCUGGACCAUCGGCGUGCUGGGCUGUUUGAAGGCACAUGACCUCAUGCAGUAUGUUGCUGGACUGCUCUUCCUCAUGGGAGGAACAUGCUGCAUCAUCUCCCUCUGCACUUGCGUGGCGGGAAUCAACUUUGAACUGUCACGUUACCCUCGUUACAUGUUCGGAAUACCGGAAGACAUCAGUCACGGCUACGGGUGGUCCAUGUUCUGCGCGUGGGGCGGGCUAGGACUGACUCUGCUGGCCGGGUUCCUGUGCACGUUGGCCCCCUCCCUCUACCCGCCGCACACACCUGUGGCCCACAAGCCACGACAGGAGAACGGUUGCGUGUGA
Molecule: messenger RNA, 894 nt
Organism: Nerophis lumbriciformis (worm pipefish)
Lineage: Eukaryota; Metazoa; Chordata; Actinopteri; Syngnathiformes; Syngnathidae
Source: RefSeq, a predicted model, not a curated record